Xyrichtys novacula (pearly razorfish) is the source of this 31945-nucleotide messenger RNA. The record is from the annotation of a GenBank genome assembly. Lineage: Eukaryota; Metazoa; Chordata; Actinopteri; Labriformes; Labridae.
AGUCAGACAAACAGCGCUUUACUACGAGCACACACACACUCACACACACACACUCAGCACACAUGACAACAAAAACCUCCAGAGAAACUAUCCUGAGAGCCAACUGAGACUUUCACUGCGCGGCUCGGUACCAAAGGUUUUGGACUUCUCCCCCGAAUCACCCGACAAACAAACCCACCGAGGAGGAGUGGGGAAAGACACUUGAAAUUAUCUUCCUCUGGAGGGAGACUUUUGGUGGAAAAAAAAGGUGAAGAAGCAACAAGGACCCGGCGGCAGCGUCGAGCAAGCUUGUGUGUGUGGCAGAAACCGAGCAGAGUCGAGAAUACGAGGAGCUCCUCUGCAUGUUUUUGGUGUUUCGAGUGUGAUAAAAAACCUUCUUUCACCGCUGCAGACAUCUGGCUGUGUAGAAGUGUGUCUGAGGAGUCAGGAGGGGACGGGACAGCUCCGAGGUAAGACGCUGCUGUCAUGUCAGGACCCCUUUUGGCACAAUAUCAUCGUUUCAUAGAGUUUAUUACACUUUUGUGCAGAGGUGCAGUCAAAGUUGUGAGGAUUGUAGGCCUAGUCGUCUCAGGUGCUCUCCAAGUGUCUGGAAUGGUAUGAUGAAAGACACAGACAGUCCUCUUUUUGUGAUUGACAGCACUAUAUUGAACCAUAAACUCAUUUUAAACAAUGUUGGUAAUUGGUGACCUGUUGGAGGUCUGCAGCGUUUUAAAGGACCUGCUGUAUCUUGACUUGAAUCCAAUUACCAGAGCCAAAACAGCAUUCACAGGCAUGUUCAGCCUGGAGCGAGGAAACUUACAUAUGAAGUGAAACCCAAAUAUUGACCUCAUAGUAAGUUUUACCUGCUUUUGCACAAAUUUGCUCUUCAGUGAAACAUACCAGCGUGUUUUAGUGUUUUAUGCAUCACUAUCUAGUUGCAGGCGAUGAUGAGGGCCUGGCAAGGUCAUGUUUUCAGCUUGCAGCAGGAUCUAAGAAAGUGUCCGCUGGACUGUGUAUUGCAGAGUUUAGAGGUUAUUUCUAUCUAGAUGCUACUGGAUAUUUCUUUUAACUUUAAAUAUUGCAUUGAUGUUUUGUUUCUGCCUCAUAGUUUCGAUUAAAAAGUGACCACCUUAAAACACCUCCAUAAAGAUUUUGUCUUAAAAAACAAGGUUAUUAAGUUAAUUUCCAACUUUGUCUGUGUCAACCUCCUUUUUUUUUAUACAUUCUUUGAAUUUUUGAUGCUUGAUUGUUGCGUUCGGUUUCCCUAGAUGUGGUUGACCAACGUGCCAUUGCAGUAAAGAUGGUUUUAUUGAUGGUAGUUAUGAUAAUGAUGCUUUAUUAGCUUUUAAAGGGUAAAUCAAACAGAAAUUUAUGUGCGUGUAAAUCUAAGUGUCACAGUAAUACCCUGCCAAUUAAAGCUGCAAUAAAAAAAUUUUUAAAAGUAGCAUAAAUUCCAAUAUUUUAUAUCAUAAUACUGUUCUGGUCAGCCAUCUGUUCAUCUUCAUCAGCAUCUUCUGAGUCCGAGCGUCUUUUAUUUUUCUGUUUGUAGGUUUUUAUUGCCCACUCGUGUAGGCAGAUGGACAGUUCGAACGCACACACACACACAGUCCCACUCACUUUGACAUUAGGUUGUGUUGAAACGCAGACAAACACGCCGAGCUCGUUUACAUGUGGGGUUGUGUACACUUGAAUCCACCACUGCUAAUAUUUGUUUAAAUUUGGCUCCCUCGUCUUUGUGGUUACUGGGAUUGGUGUGCCGAAGGCAGGACUUCAUAAUCCUGAUUGCAGGUAUCAGAGUAGUACAAAGUCACAGUCAGGGUUAGUUUUACUACUCUAUGCUGUGGAUGUUGUUAUGCAGCAGGAUUAAUAUCAUAUCUUGCGUGUUAAGAGCUUCAUCUUGCAGUUGCAUUUUUUGGUAGAGGUAGAGUUAAGUGAGAUUGAGGUGUAAGGUCACAGCUAAGAGUUAAAUCAACCUGCGUGUUUUAAACAUUUACUUGUAGUAUCUUUACAUGCUCAAUUCAGAGCUUUUUCAUGACCUGUUUGGAUGAUUUAGAUGCUUUGGCGUGCCAGUAAUUCAAAAUUUUAAAAUCUUGUCGAAAAAGUGAGGACAAAAUAGUCUUUGGGCCUCUAACCAUGUGCAACAUGCACUGUAAAAACUGUUCUUUCUCCCUGUGCUGCCUUAUUAAGCAGCUGAACCCUUUCACAGACAGCAUAUCCACUGCUUCUGCAUGAAAGCUUCAGAAUAGACAACUAAACCAAAACAGCUUGUAAACAUCUCUCCUCUCCUCUCCUCUUGGCUUGUCUGUUUUUUUCUUUCUCUCUCCGUCUCUGUCCCGGGCUUGUUGUUGUUUCCACAGAAUCUUAAUAGACGUGAACAGCCAGACAUCAUUAUGCAGUGUCUGCUAGUUUGUGAGCUACUCGAGUGAAAAGCCUUUCAGACUGCUCCCUGCUGCCGUCUAACUGCGUCACUGCCCAACAAGGAAAUCCCAUGUUUACCCCGUGUUCAUGACCUAAUGUCUUAACUUAUCUGUAAUCACAACACAUCCCGAGGCUCUUUGCGGCGACUUAGCACAUGAUGUGCUCGGCUGCAGAAAUUUGGUGUGAAAUUUGUUCACUGGUUGCAGUAAAGAGUUGCUAAUCCUUUUUGCAAGAUGGUGUGAAAACUUGUGAGUGUCUGAAUGAGGCCCAGCUGCUUUGCAAGACACAUUUCAUUUUACUGCCAGUUAACUAUAAUAUGUCACUGAUUAUAAAAGCAAAAUCUCACCCUAAUCCCUCAUCUGUUUCCAUACGAGAUAUCUUGGUUUUCAAAUGGCGCAGAAAAUAGUUCUUGCUUGUUUCACAGAAUCACAGUUUACAAAGCUAAGUGUCUGUGAUGUCUUGUUUAUGCUUCUCCUGUAUGUUUCCCACGAAGCAGCAGUGACUCUAUAAGCUGUACUGUAAUGACAAGGGAUGUUGUGAGGCUGCUGGUUGUUUAAACGCCACAACAACUGAAGUUAGAUAAGCAAUUAUGGCGAGUCAUACCUCACCCUGGGUUUCACCUCCACUUCCUUUAAUCUGUGCCCCACCCACACUCAAAACAUUUCUGAAGUUGUGAGCUGCCGCGUCACUUGUAAUUGCUUUGUUAAAGCAACUAUUUUUUUAAUGGGCUGUUACAUGUCCCUGUUUUCUGUGUCUCUAUUUGCGUCUUAAAUUUGUUAGCACAACACAUAACCGUAGUUGACUCACUUCGCAUGUGAAAGUACUGACUGUCAAAUUCACUUGUUUAGUGUGGCUGACGUUGGCAGAGCGAGCACCACGAGCUUUCGGUCCACUUCAAAUAGGUUAAUGUAAGCAUGCCUGGGUUGGGGGCACAUUGUCCCAGUCCACACCAGAAACAGCCUACACACAACUUAAAGGGAUAUCCUGUUGCCAACCGCUUGCUUCUCUAGUUAUACCAACUUUAGUAACGACCACACGAUAGCAAUACACAGCGGUCUGAGGAGCAACACACAAACCUCAACCAAAAUGCCACAGCACCUAACUUCAUCAACAGUACAUAUAGGGCCAUAGUCCUUGCCACCAAACAUCGUUUUAACUUUGCCUAAUUUCUUAAGCAAAGAGACUAAACACAACUCACCUACUCUCUUCCAGCAGCCGCUUAUUUGUAGUGAGACCUUAGGCCAGUCCAUUACAGCGGGGUGACGCAGCUCAAGGAAGAACAUUUAUGAUCAUUUCUUCAUCAUUUCCCUUGAAGUAAUAAUCCCCAUACUAAUAAUUUUGUAGUUCUUCUGCCUUAGUAUCUCUGUCUGAUUGCAUUUCCAUGAAGAGACCGCUUUGUAUCGCUAUCCUGCGGUCGUUCCUAAAGUUGGUAUAACUAGAGAAACAAGUGUUAUGGUGUUACGGUGUGUUUGACCCUAAAUAAAUUUUAUGCCAGAAUAUCCCUUUAAUCUCCAUUUUCCAGCUGAUAUUACUGCCAGACAGUGCUGGACUAUGAGACACCACCUGCAGGAGACAUUAGCUGAAAUUACAGCCCUGCCUAGUGGUGGGUGGUCGUACUAGACAUGACAUAUUACAAAUUUUUUAUGCUCAAAAAUAGAAUUUUUUUGUUUAACUAACAAGUAAUUUUAGUGCCAACUAGAGCAAUAACAGUUAAUAACUUUGCUCUAAUUUAGUUUCAGUCUCAAGCCUCUGUAAGGAACUUUGGGUUUGUGUUGAGUUUGGUGCCCAUCCUGGACAAAGUGCCACCCCUUAUCUGUUUUUUUAAUUUUUCCUCACAUGUGUGAACUGUGUUUCCGGUAAAAAAAACCUCAUCCUUCUGUAAUUUAAGAGCCAAAUCUGUCACUGAUUAGAAAUUAGAAAAAGUGGAAAAGGAAGAGCAGGUUGCACUUAACCCCCUAAUUUUUUAUUUUUUAAUUUUUUUUAAGUAUUUUUUGGGCAAUUUUUACCCCAUGCAGCACAUGGUCGGGGCUAGACCCGAACCAGCGACCGCUACGGGGACCAUGGUGCCCAUGCAUGGGGUGCACUAACCCACUCGCCCCAUUAACUCCCUAAUUUUAACCUGAUUCACAACCAGCUAAAAAACCCUCACAGGAACGCAAAUACAUGACUUAAUUGGUCAGUCUUGGUUCUUGGAGAUCUGUUUUUUAUAAGAAGACAAGGACAAGAUUGUCGUGUUUUAUAAUGAAAAUUUACAGCCAAGUGAUUCAGUCCAUUGUGUUUUCUUAAACUCGGAGUCAGAUGUUGUUUUAAAUCAGCAGACCCUGGGACACUGAUGUUUUUGUUUCUUUCUGGUCACACAAAGAGUAAAAAGUUUGUUUGAAGAGUUCAGCCUAUAAAAAGAAAAAGCAUCUGGAUAAAAGUCAGAGUGAAACAGUCUCCUGCGGCAUGUGAAAAGCUUAAUAUUUCUGAAAAGAGAUUUAAAAACAAGAUUAGAAAGUCAACUUUGAACCCCCAUAAAUCAAACUCAUAAAUUGUGAUCUUUUCUUUUCCUUUUUUUUGUCCCCACUCUGUAGCUUCAUUUCUCUUUCUGUGUUUCAUCCGUGUUUUUUGUUUUUCUUCACCUUCAAAAACUCUCUCUCCCUCCACCUCCUGCCCUUUUCUCCCUCUCUCCCUCUCCUUCUCUGUAUCUCCAUCUCUCUGCCCUUUUCCCUGUGCCUCCCGUCAUUUUCUCCCUGAAAGAAUGUUACCUUCACGUGAACUUUAUUUUUAGCAAAUUUUCAAACAAACAGUGCCAGGCGAGAGGAUGGAGUGGAGCGAAAGAUUGUCACAGCUCGGCCCCGGCUGCAUGCGGCUAUUAUUUACGAACAAAAAGGAGAAACAGAGAAUGAAACGCUUGUUUAUGUAAAACUCUUGAGACGUUCCCGGUGAUAUUCAGGUGUAGAGUUACUGGUCACAGAGCAGGAAAGGGGACACAUUAAUUGUAACCCUAAGACAAACAUUGUUAUCUUCUUCAACAGCAGUUUCAUUCAUAUAUGGUUUAUAUUUAUAAAUCAGCUUUUAUUAAACAAAUUAUUUCCAGUUUGGGUAUUAAUCGUCAUCUUUCCGUCCUUCCCUCCUUCCCUUCCUCUGUUAUUUGUGUCUUUUUAACUCCCAGCACCAACAAUGGUAUCUUUUAUUUCGACUUAAUAACAGGACUACAUGAAUAAUCUCUGUCCAUGACGCAGUUCGUGAUGGUUUUCCUGGAAUGGAAAAUUGAACUCCCAGUGUUUUGCCCCUCUCUAUAUUAAUUUUUCUCAUGAGUGAGGUUAAAUCCGGUAAAACCGACUCAAUCUUUUGUCUCUUUUUUAGACUUCCCUGCGGUCUUUGAGCUGCAGCGGCUGCCUGGAUGCGGAGGAAACACUGAAAGCUCUUCUCCAGACCUCCCUUGCUGCCUCAGGGGAGAUUGUCAGAUGUGUACCCAGCACUCACAGCCCCUGGCUCGGCCGCGGGGAUGGCAGCGUCUGCCCUGAACUUGAACGGCCUGGGAGUCAUGAACAGGUCUGCCCUAUUUACAGUAUUAUGUCACCUUUCGUGUGUUUAAAAACAUCUGACUACCUUUGAACUUGUUCGGUUAGUAUGGCUUGGUGUGGUGCAGGUGUGAAGCUGUUAGACUGGAUUAGUAAGAUAACUUUUGGUUUGAUCUGAAAAGAGAUACAGGGAAAUAGAUGAAGAUACCCUGUGGACUUUUAUCGAGAAAAUGCAUGUUACAUUAAAUUACAGAUUUUUCAUCACAAUGCUUCAAAGUCUAUCAUUUUAAUGUAUUAAUGUUGUUUUUUAAGUGUUAAUCAAGUUGUUCCUUAGAGGAAGAUUUCCCGUAAGCUGUCAUGUAACUUGUUUUGGUCGCACAUAUUGGACCGAGACAAAAAGUUGUGUGAUUUUACAUGUGAUAUAAAGUAAUUACCUUUAACCCUCACAUACUGUUCAAAUCCUGUACCCUCACAGUGUGUUCCGGCUCAAAAUUUCCCCUUCAAAGAGUUCAAAGAGCAGUUUUCUGUCACAGAAAGUUCUCUUGACUAGUUAGGUCAUUUUGACCUCUGUCUAGGUGUGUCUGUGUGACUGUAUGUCUGUGUGCGUGCGUGUGUGUUUCUGUCAAGGUAAUGAUAGUUUCAUAAUGAUUUGAAUAUAUCUUUUUGAACAACAAACCUUAUAUUGAACACUAUUGUUACUGUUUGUCACUUGUCCCACACUGCUGGAUCUAAAAUCCAUCUAAAUAUAGAUACGGGUCAAAUUUGACCCGUAACAGCCUUAGAGGGGAAAAAUUUGUAGCACAUAAACAAAAAUACACAUGAAUAUUUUUAAAUUAAUUUCAUGUAUUUUGGGCAACUUCAGGAAAAGUCAUCAAGUUUCAGGCUUAAAAAAUGAUGUUUAGGGUAUUUUUUACUGCUGUUAAAAGUCAAAACGGGUCAAAUUUGACCCAAACAGUAUGUGAGGGUUAAAAAGUAUGAAAAGCCAGUUGUGCUUUGCUGUGAAAUCCCUUAAUAAGAUUGAAUACACUCACCUCUCUCCAUACUAACUUAUUUAUUCAAUAAACUUCCACUAUUUGGACUUCUCUUGUUGUUUUAUGAAAUGGUAAAAAGUCCAAAAAGUUCUGAUUUUAAAUGUGUAAAAUAUGAAUAAAUCCAGUCCUACACUUUUUUUGUGUGUUUUCUGUUAAGACUCUACAACCCUGUCCCAUUUCCUCUCCUCUGCAGCAGUAAUCAGUUUCACACCCAGCCCGGCUCCUCUAGCACAAACUCAGCGGCAAGAACCAGUCCCGCUGGUCGACCUGUGCUGCCAGUUCCUGAUCGGAGUACCUACUGUCAGCUGCUCGGUGGAGGUCUCUACAGUCCUACCAGUCCUACGGUAGUCUUGUUGUUUCCUAAAAAGUCCAACUGUUUAUGAUGAGUUAAUGUGUCAGUCUUUGAGCACCUCUGAUCCGGUCCGGUGUGUCUGCUCCCUAGACAAGCCCUCGGUCCCCGGGCCGCGCUUUCAUCUUCCCUUCUUCGUCGUCGUCGCCCUGCGGCUCUUCCCCUCGCGCUCGCUCUCCCUCCCCGCGGAGCCCGGAGCUGCUGGGUGUCAAUGUGGGCCAGCGGGUCCGACGGCUGAGCUCGCCCGGGUGUGAGGAGAGAGGGGACGGAGAGGGGCAGGAAGAAAGGGGGAGAGAGACGGGAGGAGGAGAAAGGAAAGAGGAGAGGAGACGCCAAGCGCAGCUGCUGCAGAUACACAGGGAGCUGCAAAACGUGGAGGUGAUUUUAGAUUUGAUGGUCCAUAAUGUAGAAACCGUAGUAAACCAGAUCUUAGAAUUGCAUUUCACUCGUAUUAUCUCUGUGUAUUUCAGGUCAGGGGUAAAGUCGGCAUCUUCGAGGCCCACAUUUCUGGAAUUCGAGCUCAGGUGCUCAACAGCGAGCUCCAGCGUAGCCCACGGUCUCCAAGACGCUCUACGGGCCAAACACCAACUAGUCCGAGUCAAGGAAACACGGCCUUUGACUUCUCCAUGACCCACCCACAACAGACUAAAGUCCCCCCUGUCGUCCAAAAUGGAAGAGAAAGAGAGGCAGAAACGGUGGAGGAAGAAAAGAAAGAGAGAGAGAGGAGUGAAGGUGAAAAAGAGGACGGUAGUGCUACUGACACAAACACACAGGACAAGACACUCAUUGAUCAAAAUGGAAGCCAUUUUGGAUCUACGAUGCAAACUCCUUGUUUAGAUGGACUGUCUGAUGUUCAAGGUUCUUUUGAGACACUUAACCUGGAUGGAAAAACAGAUAAAGAGAGAAAAGAGGGCGAGAGGGAGGACAAAGGGGAGGCAGAGACGAGGGAAGUGCCCAGAGAUGAAACAGAACGGACAGAGAGAGAAAUAGAAAACGAGAAAACGGACAAGUUGUGUCUCCAGAGAGAGUCGAACAGGCUGGAUGUUAACCCAGAAACCCCUACCCCGUGUCUGAUUGACAACACUGAUCACACCUCCAACCACUCUCCUUUUGUCCCACCCUCCAUCCCUGCUGUCAUUAUAACUGACCACGGCUUGGAAAACCCACCUCAAACUUCAGAGGGCUUCAACCCAGACCAAGGACCGAGCUUAACACCCAGCCCGGGUUCCAGCCCCAUCCCCGGGUCGAACUUCAUCAACCGUUCCCUCAGGAAGUUGUCCUCCUCCUCGGCCUCCUCGGCGGGGUUCUCCUCAUCAUGGGAAGAGUCGGAGGAGGAUAUUUCCAGUGAUACGGAGAAAGGGGAGCAGCUUCUCAACCCUGCCGUCCUGACCUCCAAACAGAGAGCGGUAAGAAAACAGAGUGUGUUUGCUAGUGUGUGUCAGCGUGUACGAGCUGCCUGUACCAGCUUUGGUUGGAAAAUUGUCCGUGACUUCGGCUAGACAAUGAAUCCGGCGGGAAUACCAUAAAUGAUCCCCACAGAGAAAAUCAGACAAGUUAAACAGAUUGAAGGAAUUUUCAUCUGUUUUUGAGGUUAUUUUAGGCGCUUUUGUUGAGAGACAGGAUCGUGGAUAAAGUAAGAAACUGAAGGGAGAGAGAGAGAGAGAGAUGAGAGAGAGAUGCAGGAAUGAUAUGCAGGGAUGAGCUGAACAGUCUGAACUGACGUGCAAGUGAACCACCACUGCUAUUAGCAUGCCUUAAGGUGGUAUCAUGUCGCCCUAUCUGAAACAGUCACUUGACAAUUGUGAAAAAUUGAUGGUUUCCCAACUUUUACUUUGUGCUCUAUGUCACCAUCUGCCUCUAGGCUCAAAAUUUACAAGCAAACUUUGAUAUUGUCCCCCAAUUCAAAUAAUGACUCAAGUCGUUUUUGAAUGAAAAUGAGUUUUUGCCCAAAAUCAUAUCUUGAUAAUGCUGGCCAAUUGCCUAAAUUUUUAGUUGAAAGAAACCUGCCAUGAUCCUGUCAACCUUUCAUCCUUACAAAUCGCCUAAAACCUUAGUUGAAAGAAUCAUGGCAUGAUCGUUUAAACUAAGGAUUUAGGCGAUUUUACCAGGGAUGACCAGCAUGACUUUUAAGAGGGUGACGAUAUCAGGAUUCUUGGCAUUGCUGAUUUGACUUUUAGCUCAAAGUAACUUCUGCAACUUUGUUUAGCAAGAACACUGAAUAUACUCUAUAUUCGCCCAGCUCAAGCUUUUGCGGCUAAUCUUGAAAGACCUGACGGUUCUUCCUUGAGUGGGUUUGACAACAUGAGCCACAAAUAUGUGUAUCUGUGUGUGUUUCGGUGGGUGCCUCUGUGUUCAUUUGGCCAGAGUCCCCCACCUGAGUAAUGGUUGACAUUCAAAGCAACAAAGCUAGCUCUGUGCCCUGACCUGUGUGUGUGUGUGUGUGUUAGUGUGUGUGUUUCUAGUAUGUGGGUAAAUCUAAGGGUGUAUGUGUGUUUGAUGAAUAGAGCUCAGCUAAUAGAAGAAGGCAAGGAGAGAGAAUUCGCAGUCACACACACUUAGGCUUUGCCUGUGUUUGGACGCUGUUCAAAGAGGAGGCUGAGGCCUGUUUGGGUGUGUGUGUGUUUGUGUGUGUGUGUGUGUGUGUGUGUGCAUGCGUGUCUCUGUAGGUGGGUUUGUGGAUGUGUUCUUAUGUGUAGCCAAGAUAAGUUCACAAGUUCAUCUCACUUCUGCUUUGAAACACGACUUCACAAAAGAUUGUAUAACUAGUCUCUUGCGCUGUUUGUUUGGUAAACAUCGUCCCGGUUGAAAAAGUACUCAAUUUUCAAGACUUUCCACCACAAGAAACUUUUCAUUUCGAGUUUGUGGAGCGCUUGUAUUCAAGUCUUCUCGACUGAAUUGUCAUUUGGUGCAAGAGUGGAAAAAACUGAGCUCUGCUGGUGUCAAAGAUGACCAACUUUGCAUGCUUUUGAAUACUCAGCUCCUUGAAUUAUACAGGAAAAUGCAUCAUCUGCAUAGAAGCGUAUAAUAGCUCAUGAUCUUAAUGUGCUUUAAGAGUUUUAAGGCUCCUGACAGAGUGUGAUGGAUGCAGUUUUCUCGCAUAUUGAAUCUAAUGACCCUUUCCUAUUGAAUGUCCUGCCCAUCCUACUUGACAUGCACAUCAAGCCAUUUGUUUAAAGGAAUCUGGCUGGCGGAUUUGAAUAGUGUUUGUAUUGCUCUUUGCAUAUUCCCGGUAUUUGUUUUUUCCCUCCAUCCUGGCGGUGAAAGAGAGAGAGAAGCUCCUGCUGCAGUUGACAGAAGGAAAGGGUUUUACAACUCCUAGUAAAAGUCUGGAUUUCCCCAUCAUAGUUUUGAGAUGUCAAACACACAGGUUACUCAUGCUCAUGUCUGCAGCCUGUCACAGAUCCUGAUCAGUUGUUAGUUUAAGGAAACCUGCUGUAUGUGUAUGUGUGUGUGUGCAAGAAGAAGCAGACAUGCAGAUACACAUAAAGCAUGCCUGCUUGUGUGGGAGGUAUGUAGGAAAGAAGAGAAAGUGCAGAGGAGUGAUACUGAGAGAGGAAGAAAGGCAGAAGAGAACACUGUGAGCUUAUACGAGUAAAAUCUGCAGGAAGAGAGUAAAGAAUGUGUGCAGGAAAACAAAAAUUUACAGUACUUACUGUACAUCCACCUAAAGAUUGCACAAGAUGAUUGAAUAAAAAAAAAUGUUUUAUUAUAGCAGGUAGAAGACCGACAGCAUUUUAAAAGGGUGCCCUUCAAUAAAACAGGAAAUAAAGAUAAAAUAAACACAGACUCCCACAGUUUAAACAACAUAAACCCCCAUUUGCUUAGUUACUAACAACUGCGAGUAGAUUUAUUUUACUAGUUUGUAAAGAUGUUAUGAUAGUUUAGAUGUGAGACUUUAAAAAAACAGAUCCUCAUUUAGUCAGGUAUUGAAUUCAGCAUCCAUUUACAACCAGUUACAGCUUGACUGAGUCAAAAUAAUACAAUAUAGGGAUAGGGAAUCAUUAGUUGCCCCACGACAUGAUAUUAUUGUGAUUUUUAACCUUUUGCAAUACGGUGAGUGUUGCAAUACAAUAUAUUGGUAUUUAUAUAAUUUUUUCGGUAACACUUUACUUGACGCCUAUCUCUAUAACGCAUUAAAAAUAUCUGUAUAAUGCAUUAUAAUCACCUUACAGCACUGUAUAUUUACAGUUAUAAACACUCAUAAAUUAUCAUAAAGCUUUAUAGCAAUAAUCAUAACACAUACAGCAUUUUAUCAUGAUUUACAAGGUCAGGUAUUAUAAUGCGUUAUGCUGAUAGUAAUACAAGUUUAUAAGAAUAUUAUAACACAUCAUAAAUACAUGUAUAAUGCAUUAUCUAUGUGGGCAUUAUCAGUGAGUUGUUAACAGUUAUAACACAUUUAUAAUACUUGACCUUGUAAGUCAUGAUAAAAUGCUUUAUGAUGUGUUAUGAUUAUUGCUAUAAAGCAUUACGAUCAUUUAUGAGUGUUUAUAACUAUAGUUAUACUGUGCCAUAACAUGAUUAUAACGCAUUAUACAGACAUUUAUAAUGUGUUAUAGAGAUAGACAUCAAGUAAAGUGGUACCGUUUUUUUUAACUGUUUAGCUAACUUAGUAUUUGGCUUUCUUUAAUUAUUCUUUAAUUUUUCUUUAAUUAAUUUGAAAAAUCGAUUCUUGGUUAAAAGAGAUGAUACGAUAUAUCAUCAGACAAAAUAUCGCGAUACUAUGCUGUAUCGAUUUUUUCUCCCACCCCUAAUACAGUAGAUGCCGUCUUAUAUUGUGCCAUCAGUAUGGGAAGGAAACCUCUGAGAGCCAUGCUAAGAUAAUAUUUCUAUACAAAGUGAACAGAUGACGUCCCAAUAUAGACCCCUGGGGUACUCCUUUUCAGAGACUGUAAGUUUAUGCUGAUCUAAAACAGAGAAAAUGUCCCCCAUGCUGUCUGAAACAUUAGAAGUCCAAUUCUUUUUUAGAACAGGAUCAACAAAAGUUAAUUUAUAUUUAAUUUAAAAAGCUCUAUUCAUCCUAAUGUGAUGAAAUGAGGUCCCAAAAUAGACCCCUGGGGUACUCCUUUUCAGAGACUGUACAUUUACGCUGAGCUAAAACAGAGAAAAUGUCCUCCAUGCUGCCUGAGUCAUUCAAAGUCCAGUUCUCUUUUUAGAACAGGAUCAACAAAAGUUUAUUUAUACGUAAUUUAAAAAGCUCUAUUCAUCUUAAUGACUAAAUUCAAAUGUUUCUGCAGUUAUUAUUAAAUAAAUCUGCUUUGUAUUCAAUCAAGUAAGCAUGACUUCUUAAUUCCGUUUUGUACAAACACACUCAAACCCAUCUUCUUUAUUACGGUCAUUGGUUUUAUGACUAUAUCAACUGGUUUUUGAAGAGCGUACACACUCAGAAUCUGAACACAGCCUUUUAUAGACACCAUUUGGCUGAUCUUUUGACUGUUGGGCAUCUCUCCAAGGUUAGACAGCACACGUGCGGUGCCACUGUUUCCCCAGUCUCGUUAAUUGGCAGUGGAGGGCCACCUGCAAUAGAUAGGCAUCUUUGUUUCCUCCCCUGCAAAAUGUCUGUUAAAUGUUGGGGAAGGAAAACAGAAGAAGGUGCAAAAACAUGUUUGAGGUGAGGUGAAAAGGUGUUGCUUGCCUUUUCGGAAAAUCGACCUUCAAGCAUUUGAAAUACAAGUAGAUCUAAAGCACUGCAUGUAAUCGGUGUGCUUCAGAUUUGGAUGAUCAGGAUGAUUUGCCAUCUCGUGUCAGAACAAACUCAAUAUUUGACUUUGUUAUUGAGUAUAAUGACCAAAGAUUUGCAUAUUUUAUCUCUAUUAUCAGAAAAUUGGGUGCUUGAAAAUUUCUGAAAGCUUUUUUUCUUCACAAUUUAUAGAAUUUGAUAACAGAAGUUUAAGCUUGUGGAGCAAAAGCUACAAAAGAGGAGCGUCAGAGAUGAUGCAGAAGAUGAGUUGUUACUCACGCUGUCUGCAAUGUGAGUAAUGACUCGGGUGCCUUACAGUUUUGGACGCAUUUCAAUACACCUGGGCUUCUUAAAAAGAUGCAUCUAUUUAUAAAGCUGUUGGUCUUUUGGAUUAAAGACUGGACCCAGUCUGCUCAACAGUUUAACAGACAUUCACAGACGCCGAACACUUUCAACUCACAUCAGUGUGAAACUUUUGAUAGUUGAACUUUGCAGAAGAGGACACUACCGUAUCCGCACAGAAAACUUCUCUUUCUCACAUCCAUACCUCAACUUACAUUUAUUUUUUCAUCCCUUUAUAUGCAGGGACUCAAACAUCAAAUUCAAAACUUUGAUUAUCAGAGAAAGAAGUUGUGAAUCCAGCCCAACAUCUAAACAGAAAGAGAGAGUUUUCUAGUGCAAAUCUUGACUGGACAAAAACUAACUUUCAUGUCCUAAACCGUAACUCAGCACACACUCUCACACACUCUUUCACACAUACACACACACACAGUGUGUUUGUACUGCAGUGGAAAAUCUUCACUACCACGGCGGCCGGCUGCUAAGCAACCCCGUGACGUCAAACCGAGUUUCCCUCUCACAGCUGUGUGUGCGUUUGAGAGAGACGGAGAGUCUGUAAGUUGAAGUGUGUGUGAAAAAGUGUCUUUUUGCUUCACUGUGAGGAGGGGAAACACCGGUCAGUUCUUAAUUUGGUGCGCCUGUACAAAGUUUGCAAGUGACUGCGUGCCCCGGCUAAGGAGAGGUCAGGUCGCCUUGCUGCUGUAGGUGAAACUGACAUUUUAGUUUGAAGAGAGCCUGGUGUCAAGUCCAGAGCAGAAGUCAAGUGUGGUUUCGCAGGGUUUCAGAGCUGUCAGAAACACGCACGCACAGACACGCACCACACGGGGAAACCCUGCAGAAUGCUAUAUAAUGGUUGUUUAUGUAAGACUCAUUGACUGGAGGUCUACAAAGGUUACAACGCUAUUAUAUUUCAUUUUAAUUUCUGCACAUAAACAAUUUAGUUCUUAAAAAUGAACAACAACAGAAGGUUGCAAACAUUCUCAGUGAUACUAAAAAAAGCAAGAAAACAAAAAGGGAUGAAAACAAAAAUGUGCAAAAUAAGAAAGAAAAAUGUAAGAGAAAAAUAAAGGAAGAAAUAAAAACAAUAAAACAAAAACGGAUGGAAAAAAAUGUGCAAAAUAAGAAAGAAAAACCUAAAAGAAAUAUAAAGGAAGAAAUAAAAAAAAAAACGGAUGAAAAUUGUGCAAUAUAAGAAGGAAAAACGUAAAAGAAAUAUAAAGGAAGAAAUAAAAACAAACAAAACAAAAACAGAUGAAAAAUGUGCAAAAUAAGAAAUAAAAUUAUGAAAUAAAUAUAAAGGAAAAAAUAAAAACAAUAAAACAAAAACAGAUAAAAAAAAGUGCAAAACAAGAAAAUGAAACACAAAAUAAAUAUAAAGGAAAAAAUAAAAACAAUUAAACCAGAACAGAUGAAAAAAAUGUGCAAAACAAGAAAGAAAAACAUAAAAGAAAUAAUAGGAAGAAAUAAAAACAAAGAAAAGCAAUGAAAAAAAACAAAACAAAAUUAAAAGAAAAUAAAAAGAAAUGCAAAAUACUCAAAGAGUAAAAAGACCAACAAAAGUUUGGAAAAAAUGGAAAAAUACCAAAAUAAACAAAGAAAAACCAGAAAAGACAAACAAAUUAUUGUUAAAACAAAAUGAAUAUAGUAAAAAAAAAAAAAUCAAUAAGAGAAAAUAAAACUGAAUAAAUAAAAGCAAGAAAAAAGAAAAUCAGUUAAAAAAAAAAAGAAAAAUGAUAUUGUUAUUUUUUAACUUAAUGAAUACGUGAUAUUUUUUCAGCGGGGAUAAAAAAAACCUGUCAAUCGUAGUAAGUUUCUUUUGCAGGUUAUAGAAACCAACAUACUGAUAACAUCAGAGAAGAGAGGGUGCAAAGAAAACACCUAAACAUGAAACCUGUUUGUUAAAUUUAAUUGAAGGCUUUUUUCAAGUCAAGAUCUGAAGUGAGAUCUUCUCUCUAAUGUUCCAUUGUGACCUGAAGUUGGUUCCUUAUCUGACUUGAGUAUUAAGUGAACCGAGCAGCCACAUCACAAGCAUCUAACCUCUUUUUUCCCUUCAGUUAUCUUGUUUUCUUGCCUGUAGCCUGCCCUGGUUGCUAAGAGAUUUACCAGGCACUGUCCAAGCAUCUACUGCACGUUGUUUGGCCUGCAUCACACUCCAUGCAGUCUAAUUUUGUCGCUGUGUUUUUGUGUUUGUGCCUCUCAGUCGAAGAGCUUUGCAGUCUCAGACAGUUGCAUUAUUUGUAUCUGCAAGAGGACCUUGUGGUGAGCGAUAACAGGCGUGUUGUUUCCUCAGUGCUUCUCUUUCAAAAAAAAAAAAACAUCAGCGCGCAUCAGUGUUUCCCUCGCUGCUUUUUCACUUUGUUACCCUUUGACCCAAGUUUUUGUUUUCUUUUUUUUUGCUUUUCUCUGCCUCUUUGCAUUCCUUCAUGCAUGCAAAUGAGUGAUAAAGUCAACCUGUGUAACCAUAGUCUUCUGGUUUAAGACACAAAACCAACUUCUAAUAACUUUUUAUGCAAAUGUGACGCAAAAGAGCGCAUGCGGUAAAGAUUUCUACACAUACAACUGAUUGAAGAGAAUAAUGAUCAAGAGGCCAGUCGACCCUCCUCGCUUCUUCUUUAGCGUUCAUUCUCUGUCGGUUGUUUAUAGAGGGCAAGGCCUUUUUUCUUUCUCUCUUUUGUUUGUAGUCAGCGGCGGAUGUGGAAAAUACUGUCGCUGAGGCAAGCGGCACUCCCCCCCCACUUCCUGUCUGCAAGAAGUUCCUUCUCUUACAAUUUCCUCUCUCUCUCUGUCUCUCUCUAUCUCUCUCUCAAUGGAAACUUCGCAGUUUCUCCUACUCUCUCUCUCUCUCUCUCUCUGCUUGUCCUCCAGCUGUUCUGGGGAAAGAGAUAGCAGAGACAGAGAGACAGGCGGAGCUGAAAAAAGCGAAAAAGAGAUGGACAAGAGAAAAUAUGUGCAGUCAAUUUCUACCAAUUCAAACUAUUCACAUUCGCUUCAAUAAUUUUAACAAUAUUUUAACUUUGAAAAUCAAGGAAAGGAGCUGUCUUUAUUAGGGGUGCGAAUCACUAGUGGCCUCAUCAUAAGAUAUUAUCAUGAUACUUGGGCCACGAUACGAUAUAAUUGCGAUUUUUAGAGUAUUGUGAUACGAUAUAUUGUGAUUUACAUAAUUUUUUCAAUUGUGUAGCUAAUCUAGCAGGUGUCUUUCCUUUUUGUUUGUCUUAUUUACUCUGUAUUUUAUUUCAAACGGUUGAUUUAAUUUUUCCAUUUUCAUAGAUUUGACUUCAAAUUAACAAUUAAUUUGAAAAAAAUCGAUGCUUGGUAAAUGAGACGAUACGAUAUAUCACCAGACAAAAUAUUGCGAUACUAUGCCGUAUUGAUUUUUUCUCCUACCGCUAAUUUUUAUUUAGGUGUCUAAAAUAAAACAUACAUCUCAUUGCUAAACAACUUCAACUUCAUGAGCAUAAAUGGCUGAAGCUAAAAUAACAUGCACAGCUUUAAACACUAUUAAUCAAAUGUAAAAUGUGUGGUCAAUUGCAUGGAUUACCUAUAAAAAGGCAGAAUUUUGAGGUCUGUCAAAGUCGAUUUUCACAUGGGACAAAAUUUUCCUGAAAAUUUCGAAUAAAUGUAUGAUAAUUUGAAACACUUUGCCUCCAUAUUUAACUCUUAUAUUUUUAGUUUAGUGUCUUAAACAGGACAUGUAGAAAGUAAGGCAGGAGCUACACUACAAGUUUGACAUACAGGUAAUUACAACUUAAAGCUCCUGUGUGGAUUUUUUAGAUAUUUGUGAAAUAGACUAGAUAUCAUAUUGAUGCCAUUUUCUGGUAUAAAAAAGCAAUGAAAACCAUCAGGGACAAGAUGGGCAACUUUAAAAUGUUUUUUUCUGAUGCCUCAAAUUGGUGUGAAGGGGUAGGUGUGCUUGCGUCUGUGACUUGUUCAAUUAUCAGUCCAGUUUGAGUGUUAAAAAGUGGUUUAUUGUUCCAAAAAAGAAACGAAAACACUCUGAUCCAGGUCCAAAACUUUUGCCUUCGAAUGAAAAAGUGAUAAGAUGAAAUGAGGUUAAAACAGGAUGAGUGAAACAGUCAACAGAUAAUUAUCAGAGCUUACCACAACUCAUUGUCUGACAACACCGGUGAGAUUUAAAUAACCUGCCAAACGUCCCAAAACCACACCCAGGAAGUGACAAACCUAGUAGAAAUCAUACUUAAACAAAUAUAUUUCGGCUCCUACAAUUGUACUAUUGACUGUCAAAGCAAGCAGAGUGAAAGAAAGUUCCACACAGGAGCUUUAAAAUGCUAUGAACAUGAUGAUAUCCAAUAAAAAGUCCCACUCGGUGUGAAAUUUCUGCCAUUCAAAGUCCAAAAAAAGCAGUUUUGGUUUGCAGUUGGUCAACUCCACUGACACCCACCCCCUUCCAGAGGUUUUAGACGUUACAUACGACUAUAGAGAAACUGCUAACCUUGUUGCUGAUGAUCUGGUUUGCUUUUGCACAUCAGAUAGAGGCAUCAGUAUCAAUUUCAGUCUAUUUUAUAACAGCACCUCACAGCAGCUUGAAAAAGAAGCUUGUUAUCUAUAGGAGUGAAUAUGCACAGGUGGGUCUGUGUCAGCAUGUCGGCUAGAGGGGGAGUGUGUGUCUGUGAGGCCAAUCACAGGUGAGGGUUGGGUGCACUAAUCCCACAGGCACCAGAGUGUGUAACCUCUUUAAGGAUAUGUCAGGGUUUUCUAUUAUCCUGCUGUGAUUAUACGCACACUCAAAAUGCAGCUCUCUCAUUGGCCGACUGGAUUCAGCUGUAAAAGCAGGAUCAAAACCGUGAAAGUCGAAUUUCCCAGACAUUCAUAAUCAUUCUUUUUUACACAAGAGGGUUGCAGAUGUUCCAUACAGAUCAUUUUCCUGGUAACGCAAAUCUUUCAAAUACAUGAAAGGGUGUUUUUUUUUUUUAUCUACAUGUUCCACAUUUAACACAACCAUGCAAAUUUUACUUUCACAGACUCUUGUCACCUGCCAGCUGUGCCUCGAUAGUUUCUGGGGUUUUUGUCGGAAUAUCAUCUCACCAAUUUCAUGUUAAGAACAUAGCUCGCAAUGUUUUCAUCAUAUCGUUCCUCUUUGCGUACUAUAGCUUAUGUUGUAAUCCCUGUCGCAGUAUUUCUUCCUGGCUCUUAAACAUGACAGGCAGCCGGGUUGCACAAACAUAUAUAGGUAGAAAAACAUGUCUGAACACGCAGGUUUAGUCAGUUUUCUUUGCUAAGCCUUGUCAUGUUUCCAGUGUUUUAAGUAAAACGCACUCACACGCACUCACACGCACUCUCACCUCUGUCUGUCUUACAAAUGUUGUAACCUGAGUGAAGAUUUGCAUGUCCAGAUUGUUUACCCCCCCCCUGUUUUGCCAAUCAAAUGAGCCACAAUUGUUUACACUCUCUCAGACACACGCACACACGUGUAAAUCUUGUGGGACAUAGAAAGAGAAGUCUGAGGUUUUUAAAAGCGCAGACAGGGACAGACGCAGAGUUUCGGAUGCAAUAGCAGGAGAACCGGGACAGAUAAUCCGUCUUGUUAUUUUGUCACCUCCGUCAGCCAUGAUGUGGUCUGCGUGGCUGUGCUCAGUGUGGAGUGUUGUUGUGCCAGUCGGAGCCAUCUUUAUCAUAACCAUCAUCCACCUCCGUACCAGCCACCACCAGGUACUCUUACUUCAAGGCUGUAUUUACUGUCAUGGAGAGCUUUUCAUACCUGGAUGAUUGGACAACUGUAUAAUUUUAUUGGGCUAAUAAUAAUAAUAAUAAGGAUCUUCCAUUUACAUUGCACACAAACCAAUCGUCUCCUCUCGUCUCCUCUGAUUGCAUUUCCUUCUCACUCUUCACGCUGUGACUACAUGCACACAUUUGAGACAGUCCAGACUUUCUUCUUCUGUUUCUCCAGCUGUGAGUGGGCAGCGUGGAGGAUGGAUGACAGUCUGAGUUGACAGAGAAACUGCAGCAAACCAAGCUUCAGUAUCAUACUUUUCCACUCUGGAUUAUUAAAGGGAAAGGUGGUGGGAAAACUGUUCAGUUUGUCUUUUUAGUGCUUAUUUUUUUUUUAUUAUACCUGCACAAAAACACACAAAGAUGCAAAGAGUUAGCUUCGACUGGAUGUUUCCUUUCGUUUUCCUGUUUAGGCCUGUAUGAUGCACAAAAGAGAUGUGCAUUUACCCAAUAUAGGAAUGUGGAUAUAAAAAUGUGUUAACUGGGCAAAUGGUAGUGUGCUAACCAGUUAGGGGAAAGUGGGGUAAGUUGAGCCACCCAAGAAAUUGAUCAUGUGACCAAAUAUAUAGGAGAUGGGCAUCAAUUCAUGGAGUCUGUGAAGGUUAGAGGCACAUGGGUGAAGGGGUUAGACAUUUAUGUUAAAAAAAAAAAAAAAUUUUUCACUCUUGAAAGUGAAUUUAGUCUGUCAUAAGUUUUAUUAGAAUUGUAUUCGGACCAAAAAAGAUCAUUUUCAAUUUGUUCUAUACAUCAAUUGUGGUAUCUAUGAGCUACAACAUGAGGUCAAAAACAGUGCAUUAACAUUAUUAGGGAUACGGCUCAACUUACCCCGCUCCUAUGGUCAACUUACCCCAUAUGGAAAUGUGCACAACAUCUUAAAAUAUAUGCAGAUACGCUAGUUAGAGACAAAACUAUGAUUGACUUGAUGAAAAAUGUCUCAUCUUACCCCACUCUCCCCUAUAGCACUUUUAUUGACUUUUACACAAUACCUUUGUAAACGUUAAACUGUACAAUCAAACGUUAAUUUCAAACAUUGUCAGAAGGAAAAUGUGAAAAAUCCGUCCUUCCUCACUCACUCCUGUGGCCCAUUUCAGCUGACCCACCUCACAGUCAGUUUCCACCAUGUGACCUGCACACGUGUGUGUGUGUGUGUGUGUGUGUGUGUUUGACUUUGUGUAGGGGUUGCGUUCUUCUCUCUCUUUCCUUCAGUGGUGCAGAGAAAAACCCCUCAUGUGACCCUGUGAGAGACGAGAGUGUGUGUGUGUGUGUGUCAGUUUGAAGGUGUGUGAAAAUGUGUGUGUGCGUGCAUUUCACCAUAGAUAGUCAUACUAUCAGCUGAUGAAUUUUCAUCAGGUCCAGAUUAUGCGACAUGGGUUAUAUAUCUCCUUCUAUGGUUGUCUCCUCUCUUAUCUCACCCGUCCUCUCCUCUCCUCUCCUCCGCUCUCCUCUCCUCUCGUUUCUUUUCUUUCUAUUCUUCUCCACCUCUCAGGUUAUUUGUGGACAUAAUAUUAGGUUUCCUGGUGUUUGCAGGGCAGAGGGAAUCAUCUGCGUGACAUCAUGAAGAGAGCAGAGCUUCUGGAUCUAGAAAUGCUGAUAUUAUGAAUUAAUUUCACUGCUACUGCGCUUUAAAUUUCACUCAGAGCAAAGCCUUUUGCGUAUAAAUCAAUUAUGAUAGAUGUGGGAAGCACUCCUCAAGUAAAGACUCUUGUUUUGUCUAAUUUUCUGUCACAGCGUUUCACAGGCAAGCAUUGUUCAAACCCACAGAACAAGACAGCUGGAGGUUUUCCAUCUGAUGUAAUGCUGCAGGCAACAAAAAAAAACGGUGUCAUUGGUUUUGGUGUUUUUCUUCAACAAGAGCUUUCAUGAGGUGCUGCAACACACAAUAAAAUCAGUACAAAGAAUAUCAGCAGAAUUUAGGGAUAGUUUUGCAUGAUAAGGGAAAACACGAUCAGAAGAAAAAGAGGUAUUUUUAACCUGCGUCUUUGCUCUACUCAAAUGUCAAAAUGUCCCACUUCUUGUUCUUUAAACAAUAGUCUAACUUGUCAUGCGCUCAUCCAGUAAACCAACAGUCUGGUGUUACGACAGAGACAAAGAGAGAGUUCAGAUGUCUGUCUUCAGUGGUUAAAUAUUGAUGCGACUCUUAAAGGAAAGUCUUUAGAUCGCAGAGAGCUGGAGAAAAACAGAACUUAAAUCAGUCUGAGGUCACCCUGAUAAAAAAGAUCUGUGUGUGUGUGUGUUGUGCGUUUUUUGGUGUAUGCAUGGCAGCAGUCCCGCAGUUCAUUUCAUGCCAGGGACAGGGAGAGCCCUCGUUGAAACUGUGUGUGCAUGAGUUUGAGUUUGUGUGUGUGUGUGUGUAACCAGGGGAAACCCCAGCGUGAUCCUCCAGAGUUUAGUCGAAGUGUCAAAAGCAGCUAAAGAAGGAAAAGGAGAGAGAGGGAGAACCUGGCAGAGGGAGAUUGAAAACAGCUCCCUCGGGGUCAGGGAUGCCCCACUGUGUGUGUUUGUGUGUGCAUUUGUGUGUAUGUGUUUAAAGACUUGUUUUGUACCCCCACCAUCCAAAAAAAGCCCUGGGUAAGCUGGAAAUGUCGGAGGAGGAUAAAUUGAACUAGCGAUACUCUUGUUUCCGUGGUGAUCUUUGGCAGAAUUAGCGCUGAUGUUUUAGGGAUUAAGCAUGUAGUCGACUAUUCAUGUGUAAAAGGUUAGUGAACUCUGCGUCAUAUGGUUUUAUGUUUUCUCUACUGAAGAGUCGAAGAAGUCUAAAAGUCUAAACAAAUUCAUGAUUAAAAAAAGACCAUCAACAAGAGGAGUGACUGUUUCCUCAAAGUUAGUUUCAAUAAAUUAAAUCUCUUUCUCAUUUUCCACCCUAAAGAUUUGUGAUGAGCAAUACAUGCCAUGGUUAGAAGAUGAGAUAAUUUGUCAUGAAACACUCAUAAAACACACAGGAUAAAAUCAGCAAUGACUACGUUGUCCACAGGGGGUGCCAAAAUCAACAUAAACUUGAAGUUUCACAUAUAAGAUCGUUAUUCUAGCUGAAGUUGUACUAAAUUGAGCUUCUCAAAGUUGGACUAAAAUGUGGUUGAAGAUAGAUUUUCUCAGUCAUGCACAAGCUUUAAAGGGAUAUUUUGGUGUAAAAUUAAGUUUAGGGCCAAACACAACAUCACACUGAGUUGGAGACACCCCGUUGAGAGAUGAAUGUUGCUGACCACUUGCCUCUCUAGUUAUACCAACUUUAGUAACGAUCGCACAAGAGCAAUACAGUGAGACACACACUCAACCAAAACGCCACUCUAUAGCCACAAAUAAUGCUCAGAACAGCACCUAACUUCAUCAACAGGACAUAAAGGGUCCCAGUCAUAGUACUAGCCACCAAACAUCUUUUUAACUUUGCCUGAUUUCUUUAGCAAAGAGACUAAACACAACUCACCUACUCUCUUCCAGCAGCCGCUUGUUUGUAGAGAGACCUCAGGCCAGUCAUUUAUGGACUACAGCGGAGUGCAUGGCUCAAGGAAGAACAUUUACGAUCAUUUCCUCAUAGAAAUGCAAUCAAACCGAGACGCUAAGGCAGAAGAACUACCGCGUCUGCAGUGCAAAAUGAUUAAUAAGGUAAUUAUUACUUAAAGGAAAUGAUAAAGAAAUGAUCAAAAAUGUUCUUCCUUGAACUGCGUCACCCCGCUGCAGUCGAUGGACUCGCCUGAGGUCUCCGUACCAACAAGUGGCUGCUGGAAGAGAGUAGGUAUACUGUGUAUAGUCUCUUUGCUAAAGAAAUUAGUCAAAGUUAAAAAGAUGUUUGGUGGCUAGUACUAUAGCAGGGACCCUAUAUGUCCUGUUGAUGAAGUUAGGUGCUGUUCUGAGCAUUAUUUGUGGUUAUAGAGUGGCGUUUUGGUUGAGCAUGUGGCUCUCUGUAUUGCUAUCCUGCGGUCGUUACUAAAGUUGGUAUAACUAGAGAAGCAAGCGGUCGGCAACAGUCACCCUUGACAGGGUGUCUAACUCGGUGUUAUGGUGUGUUUGACCCUAACUUAAUUUUAUGCCAGAAUAUCUCUUUAACUGGACUGAAACUGGUCUAAGUUUUCUGUGCAUGUCGCCCCCUACUGUAGCGGAGGGGAACAUUCGUCUGUUGGUGAUUUAACUCUGCAUGUAAAUCUACUGACUCUGUUUUUAACCUUGUUCCAGUAUUAUUAAUGAUGUAGCAGGUUAACGCUGAUGCAUUAUAACUUACAUUGUGUUUUGAUGUUUUUAGCACAAAUCUUGGAAGAAAAUAAAGAACAUGGUCCAUUGGUCACCGUUUGUCAUGUCUUUCAAGAAGAAAUAUCCCUGGAUACAACUGGCUGGACAUGCAGGUAAGUAAACAACAACUAACACAUCUCACUUGUUCUUCAGUUUUUGUAUUUCUGAGUUGUUUGGAAGUGAAUCUGUGGGGAUGGUUAGACAUGUGAUUGCGAAACAUCAGAUGAUCCCUGCUUCGAAUCCGUUUCCUGGAGCCUCGGGGAAAGUGGAAACACUUGAAACAGGGGCCUGCUCUUCCCCACCAGCUGAUUUAUCUUGCAUAAAAAUGUUCUGCUAAAAAAAUAAGAGAAAGUUUAUCAUUGUUGCGCAACAACACAUGAACCCUUACUUUCUUUUCACUCAAGCCUCUGUGUAAAGACUUUCUCAGGCUGCUUCUCUGUUAAGAUUGUCUUUUUUUUUUUUCAGGGAGCUUCAAGGCGGGUGCUAACGGCCGUAUACUAAAAGUAAGACACUCUUAUUAAAAAUUAUUUGUUAUUUGUUUAAAUCACACUGACUAAAGAUAAUAACUAACUGCUGAUGUCUUUUAGAAACACUGUGACUGUGAGCAGCGCUGUUUGUCCCUCCUGAUGAAAGAUGUUCUUCGCCCCUACGUCCCUGGUUACCAUGGAGACGUCGAGAAGGAUGGGCAGAAAUACAACCAGAUGGAGGAUCUGUUGGCCGAGUUUGACUUCCCGUGCGUGAUGGACUGUAAGAUGGGAGUGAGGUGAGAAAACACAUCGCAAAAGUAAAUGGUGAACAGGAUGGUGGGUAUUGCAGAAGUGCUUUUUAACAGAUAUUUAUGCCAAAACUACAACUCUUUAACCUGCAAAGAGAAAGUUGAUUUCAGGUGUUUUAAAUUUGCACGAUUUUCGAAGUUUUAACUUUUUCCUCAACAAUAAUACGCUUGUUUUGAAAUUGCUAAGAGGGCAACAACACAGCAACAAACUCAAGGAUUCACACCUUUAUUUAGUGUUUAAACCUAAAGUUAGUGUCUCCAAAUGUUAUUUUUGAUAUUGCGAGGACUAGAGUCAGACCCUUCUCUCUAAGUUCAGUCCGAAAGUUUAGGAACAAUUUUUGGAUCACCCUUUGUAUUCCUUUAUAAAUGUUGUCAAAUUAUCUUCUCAUAGUUGGAGAGAAACCUGGUAAAAAUAAAAAAAAAUGGUAGAAAAUGUAGUUGACAAGUAAUAAUGGUGAAAAAACCCUCAAGUUCACACAGGUGUCUUUUUGAGCUUCUAUGACGUGUCUUUGUGUAAGCGGCGUCUACUUCACACCUUGGUCAGACUCUACUUUCCUUCCUAGUCUCGUGUCGUUCACCCAUCCCGUCACCGCAAACUAUCUGUCUUUUCUCACGUUUCAGAACCUACCUUGAAGAAGAGCUCACCAAAGCUCGUAAGAAGCCCUCCCCGAGACCCGACAUGUAUCAGAAAAUGAUUGAGGUUGACCCCGAAGCUCCGACGCCCGAGGAGAACGAGCAGAAAGUGGUGACCAAACCCCGAUACAUGCAGUGGAGAGAGACCAUCAGCUCCACAGCCACCCUAGGAUUCAGGAUAGAGGGAGUCAAGGUAAGACGAACAAUAUGUGUGUGUGUAUAUAUAGAUAAAUAUAUAUGCGGCCUUCCUUCCCUCCUUUCUUCCAGGGUUUGGUGCGUGUCUGUUUGUGAGGAAGGGUGUGUGUAUGUGUGUCCUUCAGGGGCAUGGUCGUACUUCCUGUUUUGGACAGAAACUUCCUCUGAAGUAAACGUUUGUGCAGGAGUUCCUUUGUCAAACAUGAGGUCUGUCCAUGGCAGCUCUAUAUGCCUCAGCAUCUGGCACUGACAUUACACACACACACAUGCCUACACACACACACACACACACACACACACACACACACACACACACACACACACACACACACACACACACACAUCUCACUCUCUGCUGUCUUUAUUUUAAGGGCUUGUGACUAUAUAAGGACAUUCAUUACCUCCCAGUGGUCUGUUGCCAUGACACUGAGGGUUAUCCCCAGAAACAGUGUGCUUGCGUGUGUGUGCGUGUGUGUGAGAGAGAGUUCAAUGAGUUCAUAUGACAUUAGAUGUGGAUAUAGAUUAGAAAGGAGUGUUUAAUACUGAGGUAUGUUGUGUUUGCGUUGAAGAGGGAGAGGGCAGCCGCUGAACUCAAACCUGAACCAUGAAGGAAAAAAUAGUUUUGGCUCCUCGUCCUACUUUGUUGCCUGGCAGCCUGCAGAAGAAGAAUAGUUCAUUUAUUCCACUGUGAACAAGCACACUGGUUGGCAAUCACUGCUGUUAAUUCCUCUGGUGGUACAUUACUUUUAGUGCUUCUGUUUAAACUGUACAAGCAAUGCUACCACUGCCGCUGAGAUAUGCUAAACAGUGGUGGUGGUUGUAUUUAUAUCUGGCCUCUUCCACUCACCAAAACUUACUUUUAACUUGCCAGUAAAAAGCAAAGUUCCCGCAGGUUGACUCAGUGAAUACACCGCUGUAACAGUUCAAAGCAGACUUGUGAUAAUUGAAAGUUUAGUAACUUCUGUGUAAGUAUUUAUUGCUGUACCUCUUGUUGUUCCUCCUUUACUCUGCUUAUCUGGUGCAGAGGUGUUAAUCAUUGAGUAAAUUUGCACCAAACAGACAUAAAAUGAAUCACAGGUCUAUAAAAACAUUUAUGUGUAUUUCUUUACAGUCCAUGUUAAAGGGAUAUUCCGGCGUAAAAUUAAUUUAGGGUCAAACACACCAUAACACCAAGUUAGACACCCCCUCGAGAGAUGAAUGUUGCCAACUACUUGCUUCUCUAGUUAUACCAACUUUAGUAACGACCGCAGGAUAGCAAUACACAGCGGUCUGAGGAGCUGUAAACAAACCUCAACCAAAACGCCACUCUAUAGCCACAAAUAAUGCUCAGAACAGCACCUAAUUUCAUCAACCACCAAACAUCUUUUUAACUUUUCCUAAUUUUUUUAAUAAAGAGACUAAACAUAACUCACCUACUCUCUUCCAGCAGCCGCUUCUUUGUAGCGAGACCUAGGGCUAGUCCAUUAUGGACUGCUGAGGAGUUUCGCAGCUCAAGGAAGAACAUUUAUGAUCAUUUCUUCAUGGAAAUGCAAUCAGGCCAAGACGCUAAGGCAGAAGAACUACCGCGUCUGCAGUGCAAAAUGAUUAAUAUGGUGAUUAUUACUUCAAGGAAAUAAUAAAGAAAUGAUUAUAAAUGUUCUUCCUUGAGCUGCGAAACUCCUCAGCAGUCCGUAAUGGACUAGCCCUAGGUCUCGCUACAAACAAGUGGCUGCUGGAAGAGAGUGGGUGAGUUGGGUUUAGUCUCUUUGCUAAAGAAAUAAGGCAGAGCUAAAAAGAUGUUUGAUGAUUAGUGUUAUGGCUGGGACCCUAUUUGUACUUUUGAUUAAGUUAGGUGCUGUUCUGAGCAUUAUUUGUGGCUGUAGAGUGGCGUUUUGGUUGAUGUUUGUUUAAGGCUCCUCCGACUGCUGUGUAUUGCUAUCGUGCGGUCGUUACUAAAGUUGGUAUAACUAGAGAAGCAAGCGGUCAGCAACAUUCAUUUCUCGAGGGGGUGUCUAACUUGGCACCGGAAUAUCCCUUUAACACUGUAAAGAGAUUCCUACCACUGUCUUGAUUUAGGAAUCAAAUGAAUGCAGUGGGGUUAGAUUUUGAGGUGUAAUACUCAGUAAAUGCUGCUCUGCUACCACACCGACAGUAAGGCAUAUGACUGAUCACAGCGUGCAAGCCUGAGGACGUCCCUUUAGGCCAGAGUCUGAUUACACAAUGUUGAGUCAGUUUGCACUUAAUCAGCAAGCACUGUCGCUAACAUCUUUAAUUCAGGGUCAUCCACAGGUCACACUCUCUAAAAUAGAGCUCUGUUGGCUUCUGUGAGGCUGUUGUUCGCUGAUAACCAUCUGUUUAGUCUGUGAAUGUCAACUCAAGGCACUUGGGGGAUAUUUUAAUUCACUUUGACAGGAAGUACAUGUGGCUUUUAACUCGUCAAUUGGAAGUUUGUCAAUUGAUGAUGAGAAAAGAAAGAAAAUGUUUAUCAUGAGCUUACCUCUUACUUCUUCUGUAAAUAGUGGAUGACUUUUUGACACAUGACAACUGAAUGAAGUUAUUCUUAUUCUUAUUCUUAUUUAUAACAUUAUGAUUAAUGUGUUAAAACUUGGAGGAAGCGGGCUUUAUGACUUACGCUGCUGCCAGUCUUCACAGGGAAGGCCGAGCUUUGGCUUUAUUUUUAGAAGCUGUUGUGAUUUCCAAGGUGUUUGGUCAGGAAAAGCAAGUAAUGGUAAAAAGUAUUCGAUGGCUUCGAUUCACGGAAAAUCGUUUCGCGUUUUUCCCCCCGAAUUAUUUUUAACACGGUGAUGAAAAAUGACCAAGACGUGUUUUCAUAACAGAAAUGUGAGAAAGCUCGGGGAAAUUUCAGUUCCAGUCAUUAAACAGAGUGUAUUAUAAUAAGGACUGGACUGAGAAACUCUGAGAGACCCGUCAAGUCUUUGAAGCUGGAACUCUAAAAAUAUCCCUCCCCUUUGUUUGUUCUAUUUUGUCGUCUUUCCACCCCUCUGCUCUUUCUCCUUCCUCUCUCCCCAUAUUCUGCUUUCCCAUCUUUACAAGACACCAUUUUUAAGAAUAGAGACUCAGGAGUAUUUAACAUUCAAACAUGGAUAUUUAUUUACACCCUAAUGCUCACUUUAAGUCUCUUAAUCUCUCCUUUGCUCUUGCAGAAGGAGGACGGGACGGUGAACAGAGAUUUCAAGAAAACAAAGACAAAGGAGCAGGUCGUUUCAGCCUUUCAGGACUUUGUGAAAGGAAACAAGGACAUACUGGUGAGUGUGACUGGAGUUAAACAUACUGUUAUCAGCCUUGACCCGCGCAGGACCCAAAAACAGACGAGGAAUGGAAAAAGAAAUGUUCUGAGCCGCUUUAAUAACCCCAUGGGAAACACUCACACGUAUAAAUAUACACACACAAACACACAAUGUGACCUUAAGCCUCAAGAGAGCGAAGAAAAGGGAAGUCCUUGGGAACUCCCUGGGCCGCUCCUCUCGCACAAAAAGACACACUCACACUAACACACAUACACAUAAAUGACAGCAGAGUGUUAUUGUCAUUUAUCCUACCCCCUUUAUUUAACAUUAUUUGUUACAGGAGUGUCAUUUUUAAUUCAGAUGAUAAAGCUAAAUUAUGAAAUCUUGUGUUUUGUUUCCCAGAACUGUUAUUUAACCAGGCUGAAGGAAAUCAGAGACACUCUGGAGACCUCCCCGUUCUUCAAAACCCAUGAGGUAAUGUGAAAUCCAGGUGCAACUAAAAGACAGCAUUAAAACCAAGCGAUUUUGCCGUUUUAGAUUUAGCCAAAAAACACCAAACUAAACACUAUUCAUGUUGAAAUAACGUGAAGAGUAUAAUGUAUCUCAUAUGAACAUAUUGCUACUCUGAGAAACUGUGAAAACUGCAUUCUGACCCUCUCGGUCUUUGUGUGUGGGUUUUAGCAGAUGCGAUGUUAUUUUUAUGCUUUGUUGUCUUCUUCUCUGCACCGGGUAUUUGUGAAGACCCUUGACCGAACAUGUGAAGCGCACAAACAUUAAAGAAAAUAUUUUAAAGGUUUCGUAUAGAUGAACUCAGAGGACCACUGCAUCUCGUGAAGCCGCCAUUACUGCUUUGUAGUGCUUGCUGCUGUUUCCUGACUUUGACAUGAGUAUAGAUAGUUGGAUUAAAGUCGUUAGAGAGGUGCUGAUGAGGCGUCUUCAUCAGGCAAUCAUACCAUUAUUUAGAUUAUACAUGAAAUGCAUUAGGUCUAACAACAGCCCAAUGACACGGUGGAAGAAUAAAGGAAAAACGUCACCAUUAGCAGCAGUUAUCUCAUUCGCUUAGAAUCUUAAUUAAAGGUGGGGUAGGCAGGAUCUGAGGAAGUGCCAGUUUUUGGGGAGAACUCUUGAAGGUAAACUCUACCCCUCCAGACCAGUUUUCCCCUCAGCUCCUCCUCUCUCCUCCCUCUCUGCUCCAGAAAGCCCCGCCCACAAACAGACGCUCCUGCUCGCUCAGAUAUAAUGCAGAUAAAUAUUUCAGAUAAUUACAAAUGGGGCCCAGUCAACGUGAAAGUAAAAAACAUUGGUGCUUCUGUAGAUGCCAACAGACUACCAGCAAACACAAUGUUUGUAGGACUUCUACAACUAGGAUAAAGCAUAUGAAUAAACAAAUAUAAUUUAAUUUUGGAGCGUAGGUGUCCACAUGUCCAGAUAUCCUUAGAAUUAGAGUUGAAUAGAAAGUCAUGGCAAAUGUUUAUAUAGCAGGAGGAGGUUCAGGAUGAGUCUUCUAGACUACACAGAGGCAUUUGAAGCUUAUUUGAUGUUAUAUAGGAAAUUCUUUAAAUUUAGGAUUUUGUGUUCCUGUUCUGUACAUGUAUGAGGAAGAUAAGUUAUGAUGAAUUUAAUGGACUGUGAUUUACAGGGGCCCUAAAAUACUUGCGAUCAAUUGAAGCCAGGUUGUGUAUUUUUCCUGGCAGUGUCUCAGAUUAUACAGUCGUGAUUUUCAUUUCCCCCACAGAUCUUCUCUUUUUCUUCAGAAGCCUCGGCGAUGAGGUGUUUUGUUCUAAAUAAGUGGAGCAUCAUGACACCUUGUCCUUCAUUGACACAAUUCACACACUCAUGAACCUGCUUAACCGCACGUAUACAUUCAGUUCACACACACACACAAAGGAGAUAUGAGUCUCAGACGUUGGUGUAGCAAAACAGGAUAUGAGGGGCACAAACAAAUAUAGUGUCUUGUAGAAAAAGAAAGAAGACUGUCAUUGUUUCCUGUGUUUUUUUUAUUCAUCCUAUUGUCUUUGUGUGUCUGCAGGUCAUCGGUAGCUCCUUGUUAUUCGUCCAUGACGGUAAGGGGCGGGCUAAAGUCUGGAUGAUCGACUUUGGGAAAACCACGCCUCUUCCUGACGGACAGGAGCUGACGCAUCAAGCAUCAUGGGUAGAGGGAAACAGAGAAGAUGGUUAUCUGAUUGGACUCGAUAGCAUGUUGGACAUCAUUUCUUCCAUGGUGAACUCUGACACUUAAGUCGGAGGGUCUUUCACUUUAAAACAAAGUGAACAUUUUAGAAACACGACAACCACUUCCAUUCAAUCUUCCUUGUCGUCCCGGGAACACUUUGGACUUCCUCCUCGACUCCUUCAUCUGUCCUCACGUCGGAAAGCACGUCAUCACACGACAAUAGACCGGAAAAUCCACUCAUGGAUGACACCUUACUAUUCAUAUCCACUCUUUCCAGGGAGAGAUAUUUAACUCCACGUUUGAGCUUGUACAUCUUAACUCGGAUGUACAAGCUUGUUACCAGCUAAAUGACGACGUGCACUCAGUCAUGUUUCCACAGUUGGGUGUUUUUGCUCAUGAAAAUCAAAACUUUUCCUCACUUCAAUUCUGUAAAUCAGUACCCGUGUUUUCUCCACAGUAAUCUGGCAUUAACUGGUGACUAUGUGGAAAGAAACUUCACAUCUCACAGAGCGUCGUCUUAUUCGUAACCUACUCGCAGCCAACAUGGCGUCCAUCGUUCUUCUCACGCUCAGUUGGAGUUAUUCACAAUGUACAGCGAGGAAUAUUAACUUUGAUGUAGUUUUGUAACGUUAUUUCAGUUUACUGAAACCCUGUGGAACACUUACAGCCAUGAACAAUCGUAUUUAAGCUAAACAGUGCCUUCUUCACAUUACAAAGCCAAGUCAGACAACUGAAAACAGGUUCUUACGUUUAAGCUGUUACAGUGGAAGUCUCUUAAAGUCUUAAUUUCUGUGCUUAGUCUUAAAAGCGUGCAUGUUUACUAUCCUUCUAGAGUUAAAUCUACUUUGAUUUUAUUGUGUACUUAUUUAUAACAUUAUAAUGUGUUUUAAUAGUUAAUGAAUUUUUCGACUGGUAUGUUUUUUAAAGCAUGUGUUACAGUAUGAGUGACAGUCAAGUUAUUGGGAAAGUUGCUCCCGUUGUGUCAUAUUUACUAAAACCACUGGAUGUGAUGUUCGGAUUUGAAACGGCGAGUUCGUUAAUCGACAGUAGAGGAAGCUUUCUGAAUCGAAACAUAAUGUAACGGAUUCUUGAUGAGCAAUAAAAACUUAAUGAUUGGAAUGAUUUUGAGGACAUAAACACCCUUCAUAGUUUUCAGUCGAUGUUUGCAGUGACGGUAGAGACUGAUUUUGACCCCACUCAGUGCCUUCUGCUAAGACGUAGAUUGACAUUUUGCAGGCGAGCUUUUUUUUUUUUUUUUUUUGAUGCUGUUCCUGCUGAGUAUGAGGCAACAAGCAGAAGUUAGUUAGCGUAGCCUGAUAUUAAGCUUGGACAGAGAUAGCAGAAAAGGAAGUUAUAACAUUUCGAUUUGAUAGGUUAAACGAUUUUUUUUUUCACCUUUUGACAACGGGCUCUGCUGUCACCUUUGCAGCCUUUCUGCUACGCUAGUCUACCCAAGCUGCCGCGUUUCGAAGCGGAGUUUUAGUUCCCCACCGUAAAUGGGAUGAGUUCAUUUCACACCAGUUUCAACCUACACGCCUUUAACUUUAACACCAAUCAACUUGGCUUUCGCUUUUGCUCUUCAAUGUGCACUUAACGGCUGUUUGUUAGUAGGCAUCAUAUUGCUCUGGUUUUACUGGCUUGUGUAUUUAUUUGGAUUGUUCCUUUAAAAAAAAGUGUGUAUUUGAUGAAAAGAAA